Molecule: messenger RNA, 2285 nt
Organism: Cylas formicarius (sweet potato weevil)
Lineage: Eukaryota; Metazoa; Arthropoda; Insecta; Coleoptera; Brentidae
Gene: fax
Product: failed axon connections
Exons: 6
Coding region: 160-1308 (382 amino acids)
Cellular component (GO): cytoplasm
Source: RefSeq, a predicted model, not a curated record
UCGAUUCUUCUCUCGAGAGCGGCACAUUGGACGUUGUCGUGUCGUAGGGUACGGUAGUACUGCGUUAUUUAAAGUCGUUGUGUUUGUUCAUUAUUGUCUUGUGUGUUCGCUGUUUCGCGUUUCGUCGUUUCCCGUGACGUAGUAGAGGACUCGAAUACGAUGGCAACGGAAGCGGAAAAUAACGUGCCCGCAGCCGAAACGAAAGAAAUCAAAGAGGAAACUCCCGCGGCCACUGAGAAGGCCGAAGAGGCCAAACAGGAGGCCGGCGGAGACGCGACCGCCGCGCAAAAAGAGAAGGAAGCGGCUCCUCCGAAGGUGAUCGUCCACAAGACCAACUACGAGAAAGAUGUCGUUUAUCUGUACCAAUUCUCGCGCACCCCGGUCCUGCCUUCGAUGUCGCCUUAUUGUCUCAAAGUGGAGACUUGGCUGAGGCUCGCUGGCGUCAAAUACGAGAAUGUAGACCACAAGAUGAAGUAUCGCUCCAAGAAGGGGCUGCUACCUUUCAUCGAGCUCAACGGCGAAGAGAUAGCGGACAGCGCAAUCAUUAUCAAAGAGCUAAGCCAGAAGUUCGGCAACGACCUGGACAUAGUGCUUACCACCGAGCAGCGCAAUCUGUCCCACGCGACGAUCAGCAUGAUCGAAAAUCAUCUCUCUUGGGUGGUCAUGUGGUGGCGAUCCAAGUAUCCGGACAGUGUGAUUAAAGGAUACAAGGUGAACCUUCAACAUGCACUGGGCACACGGAUACCCAACGGCAUCCUCAAUUUCUUCUUCAAAUUCGCGUACGGAAGAAAGUGGUUCCAGGGAGCGAAGAAAGUGAAAGCCCAAGGCAUGGGCGUCCACUCGCCCGAAGAGAUCAACGAGUUCGGUCAGGAGGACUUGAAGGUGCUUUCGGAAAUGAUCGCCGACAAGCCCUUCUUCUUCGGCGACGAACCGACGAACCUCGACGUCGUCGCUUUCGCUCAUCUCGCGCAGAUCUACUUCGUCGACAAGGAGGUCCAGUACACGCUGCGCGAUUUCAUGGUCGAGUCGUGCCCGAACUUGGUCGGCCACGUCAACCGCAUGAAGGAGCGCUGCUUCCCCGACUGGGACGACAUCUGCAACACGCUCGAUCUCAACUCCCACCUGCCGAAACCGGCGCCCGAAGAAGCGAAGGACAACAAAGAGGCGGCCAAAGACGAGAAGGAGAGCGGCGACAAGGAGAAGGAACCGGAAGACAAGGACAUCGAGAAGGAGAAGGCGGACGAGAAAGAAAAGGACAAGGCAAAAGAGAAGGAACAGGAGGAGAACAAGGAAAAGGAGGCCAAGUAAACCUCACUGUGGAGGCGCUCUGUCCUUUAUCCACCUCCCCACUCCCGACCCUUCUCCUUUCAUAUUUUUGUUUUUACUUAAACAUUCAUCUAAACAAAUAUGUCUCUAUGUCUGAUUAUGUGCAACGUUUAGUUUUUAAGUGUCAGCAUAUACCAUUUCACUGGAAGGUACCCGGUUUUCGAUUAGAAAAAAAUACUCCCCGACGGCAAAGUAUAUAGGACGGUUUUUAUCGACAAGAAAAUUGAUUAUAUAACUGCUAGUUAUGCAUACUAUUAAUUAUUGUUUGUAUAAAUACUUUUAGCUAGUUUUUUUUAUGUAAGCGCAUGUAUGGUCCUCCUGCCCCACGAACUUUGUAAGGCCCAAGUCCCUCCCAUUGCGUUUACGUGAGAAAAGCGUUGAAAAAAGUUCCCCCAGCCCCUCCCAAAUCACUAAGGGCCGUACAAAGUUUAUACAUGUUAGUGCAGUCUUUAUAAUAUAUGUACGAGAAAAUAUAAAUAACCGAGUUUAAUAGCGCAUUGUAUUCAUGAUGAUAUCCAUUCCACGUUUUUUAAUGUUGCAUUUAUCGUUUCUCGUUUCGACCUCGCGACUCGGCCGAAACUUGAGCACCGACCUUUCCACCCCCGACCCGCACAAAAACUGUCGGCGCGCGCGCGCGCGAGCCCGAGGACGAAACGGAAAGCUCCGGAUCGGAAAAGUAGCGAGUAAAAAGAAAAAAAGUAAAAAAUCGAACCUCAUUUUCAUUGUGUGUAGACUUUUGUAUUUUUUCUAAAUCCGACCGCCAAUCUCUCUCCGCGAGAACUUUCGGACCACUUUAAAUUUGUACCGACCGACAAUUUCGUAAUAAUGGAAAAAUUAAAAACGCUCAACAGGUAGACUAGCGUGUCCUUAGUUUUUUUUACUGUCAUAGGUUUAAAAUAAAAUGUGUUUAAUGCUAUAUAUUUAAAUAAAUAAGUUCAUAUUUUAAGUUUUAAACGAAA